AUGUUGCUUCCGACGUCCCUUCUACUUACCACCUUUCUAUCUAUCGCGUCCGCACAAUACGUCCUCGGCAGUCCCGUCGGUUCGUGCGCCGACGUACACUGCCCUGCGGCUCCUCCUGAUGGGAACAGUGUCGUAGGAGCAGAAUGCAAUGUCACCAACAGAACCUAUGAGAGGAUCAGGUUCAGAUCCUUCUCCACCGCCAUCCUCGAGGACAACAACAAUUUGACGUGGACACUCGCCGCCCAUCUCGACACAGACGUUCCCGUAGACGACCAAACCACAGAGAAAGACUUCUAUCUCGGCACCCCCUCCGUCUCUUGA
This is a messenger RNA of Alternaria rosae, 321 nucleotides long. RefSeq lists its product as uncharacterized. The record is from RefSeq and is a predicted model, not a curated record. The transcript has a single exon. Lineage: Eukaryota; Fungi; Ascomycota; Dothideomycetes; Pleosporales; Pleosporaceae. The coding region runs from base 1 to 321 and encodes 106 amino acids.